AUGCAUCUCCUUAGCAUCGCCAGCUUACUUGCGCUUCCCGCGCUGGCAAGUGCGGAUGUCCUCUCUGCCCGUCAAGCUCCCGAGGGACAGACCAGCAACUCCACGGUCCCGGUCGCCAAGAGCUUCAUCAUCGAAUACACCCAGGGCUCCGCAAAGGCUCGUCGCGACGUCGCCCUCGCAGAAGACAUCAAGAUCGUCAAAGAUUUCGAGGCCGACAUCUUCUCUGGCGCCAGCAUCGAGACGGACACGCACAACAUUGACACUUUGCAGAACCUCGCGGGUGUCGCGCGCGUGUGGCACAACACCCGCGUAACCCUGUCGCCUGUGGAAGGGCUCCAAGCGAUCGAGAAUGGGGCUGCUUCGAACUACACUACCCACAACGCGACGGGAGUGAGCAAGCUCCACGAUAAGGGCAUCUUCGGUCAAGGCGUCAAGGUUGGCGUGGUCGACUCUGGCACUUGGUACAACCACCCUGCCCUCGGUGGUGGGUUUGGCGAAGGCUUCAAGAUCGCUGGUGGCUAUGACUUUGUUGGCAACGGCAUCUGGCCUUAUGAGGACAAGGCUCCCGAUGAUGACCCAGAAGAUCAAAUGGGUCACGGAACCCAUGUUAGCGGUAUCAUUGCUGGCAAGACAGAUUUCUGGACUGGAGUUGCACCCGAGGCUACUCUGUACUCCUACAAGGUCUUCGCUCAAAUCGACGCCACAGAUGAUGCGACUCUGAUUGAGGCCUUCUUGAGGGCUUACACGGAUGGAGUCGAUAUUAUCACUGCUAGUAUCGGCGGCCCCAGCGGAUGGUCAACCAAUGCUUGGGCUGAGGUUGCAUCUCGCAUUGUCGAGGAAGGAGUCGUUGUCACGAUCGCCAACGGCAACUCUGGCGCUGCCGGGCCAUUCUUUGCAAGCAGCGGAUCUUCAGGAGAAAAUGUUCUUGCUGUUGCUUCCGUCGAGACAGAGACAUUCCCUGCUUCGCCAUUCGAGCUCACCUCUGUUCUUGAUGGCAAGACGGAGACAGUCAAGGCCGGAUACCUUCCUUCCACAUACUAUUUCUCAUCUGACAUCACCGACUGGCCGGUCGUUCCUUUGAACUUUGACACUAUCGACCCUGCCGAUGCUUGCGAGCCUUACGCCAGCGGCACUCGUAGCUUGAAGGGCGUUAUUCCUUUGGUACGCCGCGGCACUUGUACCUUCGCUACGAAACAGGCAAACCUGGUUGCCCUGGGCGCGGAGUACAUCCUCUUCUACAAUAACGAGGGCCCGCUCAUCACCCCGUACACCGACGGUGAGAUCGGACUCAUUGCGUUGACUACCGCUGAAGCGGGCGCCGCCAUCAUCGACACCGUCAAGGCGGGUGGUAAUGUUACGGCUGAUUUCUCUAUCAACCCCGAGCAGGUAGUUGGCCUGGAGUACCCUGCUGGCGGUCGACCGAACACCUUCACCUCAUGGGGAGGAACAUAUGAUCUCCAGAUUAAGCCUGACAUUGCAGCUCCCGGUGGUCAGAUCUUCAGCACCUACCUGGACAACACCUACGCUCUACUAUCCGGAACCUCCAUGGCUACUCCUUACGUGGCCGGCGUUGCAGCACUCUACAUCAGUGCGAAUGGUGGACGAUCUGUGCAUGGCAAGGGCUUCGCCAAGGCGCUGCACCAGCGCAUCAUCGCCAGCGGCACAUCUCUCCCCUGGUCCGAUGGCACCGCCACUGACUAUGGCUUCUCCGCACCCGUCGCGCAGGUCGGCAACGGGCUGAUAAAUGCCUUCAAGGUUGUCAGCUACGCUACCGGUCUCACCUUUGAGAAGAUUGCUCUCAACGACACUCACUUCUUCAGCCGCUACCACGACGUUACCGUCAUCAACAACGGCGACAAGGAUAUCAGCUACAAGUUCUCGUACGAAAAUGCUGCUGGCGUGGAGAUGCUCGGAUGGUACCCAUUCGUCGAGCCUUGGGCUGGAGAGAAAAGAAUCAAGAGCUUCUCCGAGUUGGCUCCUACCAGUCUUCCGGUUGAGGUCUCGGUUCCGAGAGACUUUACGCUGAAGCCGGGUGAAAGCAAGACUGUCUCUGGCAAGGUCAUUGUCUCUGGCAACAAUGGAGAGCAAUUGUCCGUGCCUUACAUGGGACUUGGCGCCAACUUGAAAUCUGAGAUCAGCCCUAUUUACCGUCCCAGCUACCCAUUCACCACGCAGCGUGACUAUGUAUAUUCCUUCAAUCUGGACAGAUUCGCCGCCGACUUUCCAAUCAUCUACUCCAAGCUGAUUUGGGGCACCAAGGAAGUCCGAUGGGACAUCUACGAGCCUGGCUGGACUGAGCGACAGUGGGAAUACCCUCCCGUCCCCGGCAAGAAUGGCUACAUCGGCCCGGCCACCAGCCACGUUGUGGCCGGCAGCGUCUCCUACUUUGACCCCGACGUCUACGAUCCCGAUGACACCUGGACCUACCCCGAGGUCGAUCUCUACCGCAACGCUCAGACACAGGCUUCUUACCACGAGUUCUGGUGGUUCGGCAAGUUGGGCAACGGAAGUCAGAUUGAGCUUGGGAACUACACCAUGCGAUUUGCCACUCUCAAGCCUUUUGGUAACCCCCAGGCAUCUGACAACUGGGACAUCUUCCAGACGCCCCAGAUUCAGGUCACCGGCAAAUAUGAGAGAAGAAACUGA
This is a messenger RNA of Colletotrichum chrysophilum, 2646 nucleotides long. RefSeq lists its product as uncharacterized. The record is from RefSeq and is a predicted model, not a curated record. The coding region runs from base 1 to 2646 and encodes 881 amino acids. Gene Ontology annotation, molecular function: serine-type endopeptidase activity; tripeptidyl-peptidase activity. Gene Ontology annotation, biological process: proteolysis. Gene Ontology annotation, cellular component: cytosol. The transcript is spliced from 15 exons. Lineage: Eukaryota; Fungi; Ascomycota; Sordariomycetes; Glomerellales; Glomerellaceae.